This is a messenger RNA of Cucumis sativus (cucumber), 4531 nucleotides long. Its product is annotated as protein TIME FOR COFFEE. Bases 212 to 4048 code for a protein of 1278 amino acids. The transcript has 12 exons. NCBI's taxonomy places the organism in Eukaryota, Viridiplantae, Streptophyta, Magnoliopsida, Cucurbitales, Cucurbitaceae. Gene Ontology annotation, cellular component: nucleus. The record is from RefSeq and is a predicted model, not a curated record. Gene Ontology annotation, biological process: regulation of circadian rhythm.
AGAUUAAAAGCACAUAAAAGCACACAAAAAUAAACACAAGGAAGGAAGCUAGAGAGAGGAUUUUGCUGGGCAUUUCGUCAUCGGGAGUUCGCCGGAGUUUAUGGUGGUUUCCGGCGAGGUUCGGUUUGAUUAGAUUGUAAGACUCUGCAAGACGUGAAGAGGAAUCUCGAUUCAUUUCCGGUGGGAGAGUUUGAUUUCAUGAUUGAGACGCAUGAUCAUGGAGAAGAACAGAGAAGCGAGGAGUUCGUCCAGUAUAGUGGCUGCAAAUGGAUCGUCAAGGCGACGUAGUAGAGCUACGGCUUUCAGAGAUUUACCUGAGGAAGGUCAGGUGGAGUUGCAGGAGACUGUGCGGUUAAGGGAUAGAGGAGGGAAGAGGGAUCGAGAUCGAGAGUUUGUGAGUCGUAGCAAGCGGAGGAGGGAAGGAGGAAAUAGAGAAGAAGAGAUGGAGGAAGAAGAAGGAGGAGAUACUAGUGCUGAAGAUAUUGUUGCUGAUGGAGAUAUUGAUGAGGUUGAAGACGGUGGUGGAGGAGUUUCUCGGAUUCUUUCUUCUACUACUACGGCGUCUUCGGUUUCGAAUCAGCAUCAGAAUCAGAAGAGAACCUCUCUUCCACCGAGAGUUGUGAAGCAACAAUGGAAGGUUGCUGAUGACGCGAUGAUUGGUGUUCCGGUUCCGAGAAAGGCUCGCUCAGCUUCUGUCAAAAGAUCACAUGAUUGCACGGUUUCAGGAAAUAGUGGUGUUGGUGGAGCCGGAGAAGAUAUUGCAGACGACCACAGCCAUCGGAACCAGACUGAUUCACCGGCAAGGUCGUCUGCCGAGGUUGUUUCGCCUUCAACAUCGAUUAUUUCGGCUAAGAAGAAGAUGAAACCAACUGGACCGAAGACUCGAUCAAUGAAGACGUCAAAUGUUUCUUCUGCGUCUGCUAAGGAAGGGGAUAUUGAGAUUGAGAUCGCUGAGGUUCUUUUCGGACUAAAGAAACAACCACACUGUUCCAAAAAGCAAGAAGUUAUUACGAAGCAAUCAUCGAAGCAAGAAACAGAGAAUUCCAGUGUUCUUCGUGACGGUUCCAAGUCUUCAGUUACAUCUACAAUGGCAAACUCUGCACAAACUGCCUUCAAUAAAUCAGUUUCGCUUCAAAAGAAUGAUGUUAUCUCUGAUUUGUCACUUAAUGUUGCUGGGGAGAAGCAAAAAGUGGACAGUUCGACAUUGGAUUUUGCAGGGAAAGGAGAAUCUGAAAAACCUGCAGAGAUUGCAAUUUACCCUUCAAAGUUGGAAGGAGCGUCCGAGGAAAGUAAACCAGCAAAGGAAAUUUUCACUGGUGGAGAUGAAAAUAAGGGGAGCAAGAAGACCGGUCUGGCACAAGAAGAUAUAACUUCAUGCUUAAAAGGGGAUGUUGAUCCCGAAGAUUCCCCACCAAAUAAUUCGAUUCCGGAGGCUGUGACCCAGAAAGAAGAGAAAUUCAAAUUUGACUUAAUGGCUCCUCCAACAUCUCCAGAAAGGGAUGGGUUGGCUGAUAUGGUAUUGGAUACUAAGCCUUUGAGUCUGGGAAUAGAAAUGGGGAAAGAGACUUCGAAUAAGGUUGAAAAUGAAGUAGAAGGAUUUAAGGAAAAAGAAAAGGUGAUCAAUGAAGAUAAGAUGGUGACAAGUGGGACAAAGUUUGAAUUCUUUAAACUGGAUUUGGAGAAACCACAAUUAGAUAGCAAUAACAUCACAAUGAAAGAACAGAGUCAGAAACAGCAACCUAAAGGAGCCGCCAGCACAGUUGAAAAAAAUGAACCAUCCACUUCAGUGCGCUUGCCCAUUAUCCUGGGUGGCUGGCCAACUACCGAAAUUCCUUCUGUCGGGUACCUGCCACCCUUCCGGACAGUGCUACCUGUGGAUAGUAUUGACAAAUCAUCCACCAAACUACAGAAUCUAAAUUUUAUUCUCUCACACCCUCGACCGAAGAGAUGCUUGACCCAUUACGACAUUGCUCGAAACAUUUACUUACACCAGCAAUUUACGAAGACGAACUAUUUCCACCCAGCAGGUGAUGCUUCGGCAUCUCUUGUAGAGGCCAAACUCAAAAACAUCUCCUCUAAAGAAGGCAUGCUUUUGAGUAACCAACUGAGUGGAAAUCAUUUGGAUAUGAACCUUAAUUCUGUGCAACAGAGAGAGCAAGGUGAAGGCGACUUGCCUGGUAAUGUGGUAAAUGAUAAAAGUUCUGAGGCUGCCAACUUUGCUGAUAUUGCUAAAAGCAAGCAGCUUGUAUUUCAUCAGAAACAGGGAGUGCCUUUGGGUAACUCAAUGCCUAGUUCUGGAUUCAUAUUCCCCAUCGGUCAGCAUCAAGCUCCGAUUGCACAAGCUACUGCAAAUCAAUCUGGGUCCGCCAAAUCUUCCAAUAACCAAUCAACAUCUCUGUUUAGUAAUCCAGAAGCUGGAACACUUGUGAGCUUUCCAGCAUUUCCUGCAGUAUCUACUAACAUGAGCUACAGUCAUCCCAAUGUGGUUUCAGUAGAAGCUCCAUACUUGGCAAAACUUCAGAACAAUGGUUAUCCAUUCACCUUUUCUACUCCAGCAGGAACGAGCGCAACAUAUAGAACAAACAAUGCACAACCCUUGCCUCUUUUCAAUGGAUCUUUCUAUCCAUCUCAGUUGUUCCAUCCAUCCCAAAUUCAGCCAGCACAAACUCAAUCUCAUCACCAACCUAGUGGCUCCCAUAAACAACCACAAACUCAGCCGCAGCAAUGGAGUGUGCAUGUACCAGGGAACAAUGUGCUGCCGUCAAAUGGUAUGCAAUUAAAGCAGUCGACAGAACAGCAUUUGCCACUGUCUAAUCAUUCUCGCAAGCAUGAGAAUGAAACCAGUGGAGAGGACACUACAUCCCUUUCCGACAAGAGGGCAGCUCCAGUUCAGAAAAAUGCUUAUGGACAAAACUACAUUUUGCCUGUUCAGGCAUUGGGUUUCACAUUGAUGCCAUCUACAACAUUGAAUAAUGGCAAUAGUGGAAAUUAUGGUGAGAAGAAACAGUCUCAUACCCAAAAUUUGAAGAACACAGUUGCCUUAGUUCCCUCUCAGGGACUCACAAUGUCCUUUGCUUCAUAUAAUGGAAAUGGCACCCCAUCUAACCUCAACUUCACUCCAAUAUCGCAAAACACAACCGUCUAUCAGAAUCUUCCUGAUAUACAGCGGACAGGGUUUCAGGUAGCGCCUGUGCCCCAAGCUACAAAGCAGAAGAAUCAUCAAACGUCAGAAGGGAGAAACGGAGUUGUUCUAUCUGGUGCCAGUGAUAGGAACACUGGAAAUUCUUCUACGAAGCCUUCCACUGCAACUUCAGGGCAGACCCUAGUUUUUGGUAAUCCUUCAAGGACUCUUAACUUCAUGACAUCUUCUGUCCCUGUAAACUGGCCCUCACCCUCCAACAAAUCUGCUGCUACAACAAACCGUCCCGCCGGUAGUUCUUCAGGUAACCAACAGCAGCAACCACUGCUCCAGCUUCCACAGCAGCAGCACAUAUUGCAACAGCAACAAGCAGCCAUGGGGCCUCGGAUGGCUCCACGUACUAAAGUACCAACUAAUAAUACCUUGCCUUCAUCAGCUACAACCAAGUUUCCUUGUAAUCCUCCUCCUGGUUUCUCACAGCCUUUGAUACAAUGUGACAAUUCUAUUCAGUCUCCUGCGCAGAAGAACUCGGGAAGAAUGACAGCCUCUGUCGUCCCUAUGACAUCUCUCCAUCUUUCAUCCUCUAGUACACCAGUCCACAAGAGUUCCAUUCAGCAAAAAGGAAGUAGUACUCCUCAAGGUCAAACCCAGAUAUCAUUUGGGGGAGGAGAUUUCAAGCCAGCUUAUACACCAAUGCAACACAUUCCAACUAGCGGUCACUCUCCAUCUAGCAGUGGAAAAUUAAGGAACACCACCAGUAAGACCAAUCCCUCAGUUACUCCCACGCAACAGAAACAGGAUGAAAGCUCAUCAACCGGAGCUGGCCAGAAAUCGUCUCCAGUGUGCGGUAGAAACGUGCCUUCGAUCUUAAACACAUGCCCCAGUCAACUAUCAGAACUUAAAUACUAGACCUCCUUUUUGUUCCAGCAGUUAUAGAAAACACUAACAUCGAGCUCAAUUAGUUCCAGCUUCUCCUCCCCAUUAGAUGUUCCAUGGCCUCCUUGUGAUGAAAGAACAAUCAAGAAUGGAUUAAACAAAGCGACACCUUCUGGGGGAUCGAAGGCCCAAGAAGUUUACAACCACCAAAAAUAACAUUUCAAUACAUGAUCAUUCACCAGAAGCAUGUCGAGGAGCAUAGCGAUGAAUGGGGCAUGGAUUCUUUUUUGUCGAAAAAUCACAAGAACUUCCAAGUUUUUAACUCUAGUGGCAGUAAAAUCUGGUUGGGUUAGGCUAUAAUGUAUAUUGUAAGUCAUUGCAUAUUAGUAGGGGAAAUUUUUUGGUUAUAUAUUGUUUAUUCCUAGACAGACAUGUGAAUAUGAUAUUAUACUUGGAAAAAAAAAGAAAGUGUAUUCAUUAUUUGAUUAGGUAAUUUAAUUAUUUCAUUUUGAAUUU